AUGAAAACUACAAUUGUUUUAGUAUUUUGCUUUGUAGCUGCUGCUUUUGCGGACAUAUACGACACAAAGUAUGAUAACAUUAAUUUGGACGAUAUUUUGAAAAACGAGAAACUUUUGGAUGUUUACUUUAAGUGUUUGUUGGAAAAAGGGCCUUGCAAUACUAAGGAAGCUAAAUAUUUAAGAGAUGUGCUGCCAGAAGCUAUUAUGAAUGAUUGUGCAAAAUGUAACGCAACACAAAAGGAAGGUUCCAGAAAAGUAAUCGAAUUCUUAUAUAGAAACAAGCCAGCCUUUUGGAAGAAACUUUCAGGCAAAUACGAUCCAGAAGGUUUUUACCAGGAAAUGCACCAGGCAGAUUUUGAUAAAUGGAACAAUUAA
This is a messenger RNA of Brassicogethes aeneus, 375 nucleotides long. Lineage: Eukaryota; Metazoa; Arthropoda; Insecta; Coleoptera; Nitidulidae. The record is from the annotation of a GenBank genome assembly.